This is a messenger RNA of Hydractinia symbiolongicarpus, 1588 nucleotides long. RefSeq names its product skeletal aspartic acid-rich protein 2-like. Lineage: Eukaryota; Metazoa; Cnidaria; Hydrozoa; Anthoathecata; Hydractiniidae. Bases 431 to 1333 code for a protein of 300 amino acids. The record is from RefSeq and is a predicted model, not a curated record. The transcript has 4 exons.
ACAAUAACAACAGAAACAACAAUUAAAUUCUGAUGUAAUUAAGCUUAUUAAGUUUUUUUUAACCAAUUCAGAGAUCCAGAUAAAUCUAUAAAAAUGUAUUAUGCUUCAUAAUGAUCUAUUGUCACAAUAAAAGAGAGACUUUAUGCUAUACUUCUAGUUGUUGAGUAAAAAAUAAACGAGAAAAUAAUGCAAUUAGAAGGACAGUCUGGUAAUAUAAUUUCGAGAAGCUGAACGUAAAGAUAAAACACGCAGAAGAAAAGCUUCACCUUUUAGCUUAAAGUUAUAAAUAACAGUUUUGUUAUUGUUUUAUAAGUUCAAAAAAUAAAUAUCAAUUCUAAGCAAAAGUUUUAGGUAUUAAAAAGAUCAUUAAGCAAAAACAUUUAGUUCAACUAAAAACACAUUAUCUGGCAAAGAAGCGAAAUCGACCAAGAUGAAAGGAGAUGUGUUAGUUUUACUGCUCACUGCUUUGUUGUUUGGACAAAACGAAGCUGCUGGAGAAAAUAAGUCAAUAACAACUGGAGAUUUUGAAAUUGAAGUCCUUGGUCAAUCUGGUAAAAUCAACCUGAAACAGGUUUCUACAGGUAAAAGAAUUUUACAAGUGAGUCCAGAUAGCUUGGAGGAAUACGAAAAUGCUGCUGACACGACAGUAGUUAGCCAGCAUAUCUUUAACGAAUUUUCAAAGCAAGUCUUCACCUUUUCUCCACCCUCAAAUGGUAUGGUAUAUAACGCAAGUGCUAAAAUAUUGAAAUUUACCACAACUUUUCUUCAAAAUACCAAAGUUUCCUUUGAUAUGUAUGUAUUUAUGGAAAAUAAAACCAUCACGGUUGAUUCUGGUGAAGAAUACGAAGUGAAGGAAGGUUCAGCAAAGUUUAAUGUGAAUAUAAACAACUGGCUUUUCUGUGGUACUGGACAACAGACUUGUAAUGGAACGAAUGGAAAUUAUUUAGACUUUUCCAUUGAAGUAAAGGGAAUGAAAGCAGAUGAUAAAGCUAUGAAAGCCAACAUACAGACAGGAAAGAAAGGGAAUAGUAUCGGGAAAAACCCGAUAACUUAUCAAAUGGGAGAUGGAUUUAUUACAUUAUCACCAUUGUAUAAAUUUGGUGGUUGGAUGAAUAUGCCUGAUGGAUAUCCAAAAUUCGUUCAAAGAAAUUCAAAAACCUACUUCGUGGUUAGGUUUAGAAAAUUUUUAACAUCCGUUAGUUAUGAUCCCAUCAUCCAGCUUGCGUAUUCUGAGAAGAUACCUGUAAGCUCAGCCUUGUCAAUAACUGGGUCAGCAUACGCUAUCUUCUUUGGAGUUGCUAUAAUGUUUGUCUGUAACAUUAAAAUGUUGUAAGAAACGAGUGGUAUGUUAAAUGGUUGAAAUUGUCAUACCAACGCAAGUUAUAAUUAACCUUAAAGAAAGUUUUUUGAUAUUCUGAAGAAUAAUUCGCAAAAUUCGCAAAUAUUUUUCCCGCAAAAUUUCUUUCCUUAUGGUAAGUUUUUUCGGCAAAUUAUUAAAUUAAGCACGCCUUUUUCCUUCUGUAGGAUGUAAUUAUACAAUUCUUGGAUUGAUUUUUCAAUACAGCACUUUAUAAUUAACAACCUGUAG